This is a messenger RNA of Cuscuta epithymum, 3213 nucleotides long. The record is from the annotation of a GenBank genome assembly. Lineage: Eukaryota; Viridiplantae; Streptophyta; Magnoliopsida; Solanales; Convolvulaceae.
GUAUAAGUGUGUAUGAAAAGUGUGUAUAAGUGUGGUUGUUGGAAUUAUUGGGACUGGGACUUGGGAAUUUGUAUUGUUCUCUAUCUCUCUCGUUUCUGUAUACAACACUUUCAAUUCAUACACCAUUUAUCUUCUUCAUCUUGUUUAGUGAAUUCAAUCUGAAAUUAGCUAGUUCCUAACAUUGGUAUCAGAGCACGAUGGAAGUAAGAUUGGAGAACGUGGAGCGCGAGUUGACGAGGCGGUACGGAAACAUGACGCAAAAUUUUGAGAGUUAUCGCGAGGAGAUGCAGAACUAUCGGAAUGAAAGGCUGAAAGAGUUGGCGGAAUUGCGCGAAUUGAUCUUGCAGAUGAACGAUCAACAUGAAAGAAGGAAAUCAAGAUCUUCAAGGCGGUACACUGUACAUGAGAGUCCUACACCGUCUGAGGCCAGAGGUAAGUCGAGAACUUCGUAUCACAAUUCGAAAUCGCGAACCAUUUUUGUGAGUUCGCAGGAUAGGUCGCAAACUUCUUCUCGCAAUCCGUCAGCAUCAUCGCGAGCACAAGAGCCCAGUUCGCGUUUGCGAACAGUUCCUUCCAGUUCGCAGAUGCGAACAGUUCCACUCAAUUCGCAAUUUGAAGUUGAUGUUCCUAGUUCGCAGUCGCGGACCUUUUAUUUCAAAUCGCAAGUGUCGGCUCCAAAGGAUUUACACAGUUCGCAGAUCGCUUUUCAACAUUCGCAGAGCUCUUCGACUUUGCAGAAUUCGUUGCUACUUGCUUCGCUGGGUUCGCAAGCUUCGUCUCAGACGCUAACUAUUUCUACGAGUUCGCAAUUACUAACAGAGCAUCAUCACUCGUCAUCUCAAGUUUCUACUCUGGAUAUUUCAUUGACUACACCAAAUUUUGAAUGGAAUCCAGCUGAACCCUCAGUUUCAGAAUCAGAUUCAGACGAGGAUAGUAAUCAAUCGACAGGAUAUUCACCAGAUAUUCUGGAAGAACCCGAACAGUUCAAACUAGAUAUUCCUUACAUUCAGGAAGAAAAUUGUACAUACCAAACUGAUCCUAACUUGGAGCUGAACAACAAUAUCACAGGUAAUGAUGUGGAGAACCUGUCUCACCUACGAAUCCAUACCUAUGACUUUGGGAGGUAUGUAUCUGCAAUAGACCGAAAUUCAGAAUACUUUAAAUUCUUGUGGGGUAGAGUUCAACAACAUGAGGUGAGGGUUAUAGGGGAUAUUGUGCUCCUUCAUUCGUCAGAAAGAAUUUUGGAAGGGCUGAAUAAGUUGGAUGGCUCCAGAAUUGAUGGUGAAAUUUCUGGGAAGUAUGUCCAGAAUGGGCUAGGAGUAGGAAUUAUUGGGAAUUGGAGGGAAAAGGUUGACUAUGAUACUGACGAUAAUGAUAGUGUUGAAGUGUCUGUAAGGAUUAACAAUGAUAUCAAUUCUGCUAUCUUCCAAGAGGCCUUGAUAAUUGGGGAAAAUGCAAUAAGAAUGCCAAAAGUGGGUUUAAUCAUUCAAGGAGGGGUAGGUCUGGAUUAUGGGUUUCAUAUGGCUAUUCACUGGUAUGAGAAUCUUUACUUCCCAUUAUUGGUGAUCACACAGAAGAGAGUGAGAAGUAUCAGACUGCUGCCUGUUGACCUCAAGCUUAAAAUGUAAGGAAUUCCAAGGUUGAAAUUGACAUCUCACAUAUUAUUCUUAUCGGAUUACCAACUUUGGUAAUUUCCUAUUCUGUGGCUAGAAGACCAUGUGUUGGAUCCCUUGUACUUGUGAAUGGUACUUACAGGGAAUUUGAUAACUCUUAUUUUGAUUCGUCCAUUCUUCAGCAUCAGCCACAAAGAUUGAAUAAUUUUGGUUCUUUAAAAAUGUUGACUAUUGAGAGAGUCAGAGAGAGGCUGUUUUUAAAGUUUAGUCAAUCAUAUGGGUGCUGGAAUAUUGUGCUGAAAACAUGAGUUGCUAUUCGUUAAAGGAGUUUGAUGCGGUUAGCAAUUUUAAGAAUCAUGGCGAUGUUUUUGAACUUAUUUCCGAAUACCUGAUGUGUGGAAUCAGUGUGAAUCUGGACCCUAUUAUUCAUGCUGCUGUAAUAGAGGUCUACCAGAAGGAACAACUCAUGGACUUAACUGUGAAAACAGAAAUUGGUAAUGGAGUGGAGCUGAAGUAAAGUUUCAACCUUAUAAAAUGAUCUUAUGCUUCAAUGAUCCCAAAGUGAACUGUUCCAGUUGUGGAAUUUUAAAGAAAUCCGAGCUAAAUGAUGAUGUUGGGAAUAUAGAAAUGGAGCCUUACUUGCUUGGAAAAAUCUUUCAGGCUUCUUUCUCCUCCCUUGAGCUAAGAGAGUUGGAUGCAGAUCCAAUUAGGGAAGCAAAAAGAAUUCAGGAAUGUUUAUCUCGGGGUUGUUUGGAACACAGUUCACGCGCAUAUCAGAAUUGUUGAAAGCAAACAAGAGGAACAGUUUCCUCCUUGAAAAUUAUUUUGAGGCUCAAGAAGCAGAGGCUAGAGAUAUUGAAGGUGUAGAGCACAUUCACAUGGCCCCUAUAUCCAUUUUCAGAAAUGGUUGGAGGGGUAUAAUGGUGGUUGCUACUCAUUUAGGUGGAAUAUAUUUGAUAGUGGGGGUUGUUUCAGAUAGCAUACAAAACUGUUCUCAUCAGGAAGCAUCAUUUGUUCUUCCUGUAACUAUGGAUGGCCUGGCCCAUGAGAAUGACUCUGUAGAGGUUUUAGCAAUUGGUGUUGGCCAGGUUCUAGUGAAACAUAAGGGUAUCAUGCCCUUACCUGAGCUACUGGCUAUAGAAAAAGUGAUAACAAUGAUUCAGUUCAUAAAGUUCAGAAUCCUGAAAUUUGGAAGAUACUGGGAAGCUCGAGGCGCAAAGAUGAGGAAGAAGCUGUUCGUCAGGACUGUCUCCUAUGACCCACCUUGAGGACAAGGUGGUUGUCAAAGGGGGAGUAAUGUUAGAGACCUACAUAGAAUAAUAAGGGACCUACAUAGAAAAAUUAGAAACAAGAAGAGUAUUAGAAUUAGUAUAAAUAGAGGUGGAGGGUAGAAUAGAAAAGAGGUUGGAAUUAUUGGGACUGGGACUUGGGAACAUGUAUUGUUCUCUUUCUCGUUUCUGUAUACGACACUUUCAAUUCAUACACCAUUUAUCUUCUCCAUCUUGUUCCUAACAUACACAUGAAUCUUAGAUAUUAUGUAAAAGAAAUUCGUAAUACCGGUCUAGUUUCAGAUUGGGUAGAACUUUGUGGUCAUGCGUGC